Giardia duodenalis is the source of this 654-nucleotide messenger RNA. RefSeq names its product Proteasome subunit beta type 4. Lineage: Eukaryota; Fornicata; Diplomonadida; Hexamitidae. Gene Ontology annotation, cellular component: proteasome core complex. Bases 1 to 654 code for a protein of 217 amino acids. The transcript has a single exon. The record is from RefSeq and is a predicted model, not a curated record.
AUGGCUUCUUUCUUGACUGGUGGAACAGUUGUCGCGGUGGCACACAAAGACGGUGUCCUGAUGGCAGCUGAUACUGUGCUGAACUAUGGCAGCACGCGCAGGACUGACAAUUACGAGCGUAUCAUUCCUGUCGGUACACACACACUCAUAGGGUUUACUGGGGAUGAGGCCGACUUUAAAGACAGUCUAUAUACCUUGAAGUCUAUGCACCGCGAGGCCCGGUGCCACGGGACACCUCCCCCUAGCACGAGAGAGAUCCACGGCUUCCUUGCCACACGUAACUACAGCUCUCGCUUGGAAAUGGACCCAAUUUACAAUGGAUACAUUAUUGGAGGAUGCGAGCCAGGGGAGAGCCCUUACAUCGGAGUCGUUGAUCUGCGUGGGACUCAGUUUACAGCGAGCUUCUUUGCUACUGGAAUGGGGAGACACUACGCUUUGCCUGUUUUGCGCGAAGGGUGGAAGCCAGGCAUCUCUAAGGACGAGGCGGUGGCCCUUCUGUUAGAAAGUCUUAAAACGCUAGCCUUCAACGAUGCUGCUGCAGGAUCUUCGUUCAUAAUCUGUGAGGCUACAAGCGACGGAACGCACAUUGGCCCUGUUCAAACCCUCGACCUCGACUGGUCGUCCGCUGCAUACAAGGACUCGGCAGUAAACUGA